Capsella rubella is the source of this 640-nucleotide messenger RNA. Its product is annotated as glycine-rich RNA-binding protein 10. Lineage: Eukaryota; Viridiplantae; Streptophyta; Magnoliopsida; Brassicales; Brassicaceae. The record is from RefSeq and is a predicted model, not a curated record. Bases 31 to 489 code for a protein of 152 amino acids. The transcript has a single exon.
ACAGAAUCAAAAAGAGAGACGAACAAAAUUAUGGAUUUGAAAAAAGCAUCUUUCUUUUUUUACUUUCUUAUCUUUCUCCAUCUGCAACACGGCUUUUUUACUCAUGCGAUCUCUCGACCUUCAACUCCUUCUCCCUCCGUUGAUCCAAACCAUGGCACUCUCCCGAAGCCGGUAGGUGACGUAGUAACGGAAUUAGCAGUCGUUGUUAAGAAGGGAGGCGGAGGUGGAGGAAGAGGCGGAGGCAGCUUCGGCGGGGGAGGACGUAGCUUUGGUGGAGGAGGACGAGGUUUUGGCGGGGGAUCACGCGGACGAGGCGGUGGAAGUAGUGGCGGUCGAGAGACUUCUGGUAAAGGAGGAGGAGGAAUACGUCCGAUUCCGAUUUAUGGCGGGGGAUCGCACCACGGUGGUCAUCGUUCAAGCGGCGGCCGGGAAACUGAUGGCGGUUGGUUAGGUUUUUCGAUUUUAGCCGGUUUGAUUUUGGUUUUCUAGAGUUUCUAUAUUUGAUUUUGCCGGUUUAGGUUAAAUGUUUGAUACCGGUUUUAUUUCCCACUGGUUUGUUCUCUGGAUAUAUCUUAUGUAGAAGUUUGUUGAGAUUCACUUAACUGAUUUCAGUAAACUAGAGAAUAUAUAUUUUCGGUAA